AUGUCUGGAAAGAGAAGAGCGUAUCCAUCGAUGCAAUAUCCUGCCACCGAACCUGUGGCCACAGGUGGCAGUUUUGGAUAUGGUCAACAACCAGGCGCUCAGGCUUAUGGACAACAGUUUACUCCAGGAGCUGGAAUUGCGGGUCAGCAACUACCGGGAGCCACUCAACCAAAUUUGAAUGGACAGGGAGCUCCAUAUGGUGCACCAGGUGGAGAUCAGUUAGCUCAAGGCAUGUCCUCUUUGAAUAUUCAGCCAAAUCAACAACCCCAACCUGUUCACCAAUUCCCUUCGCAACAGCAGGGGUAUAUCAAUCCGGGUGCUGGUUUGGGUGUCCCUCCAACUCAGGCAGCUGGUCCUUAUGGUGUCCCAGCUGCCGUUGCUCCACAACAACAAUCAGCCCAACUUGGAUACGCAGGUCCUCCAUAUGGAAACACGUAUGAUCAACAGCAACCUCAGCAAGCUGCAUUUCCGUUCAAUCAACUAUAUACUGCUGAUCUUUUGAAGGAGCUACCUCCACCAAUAUCAGACUUAGAGUUGCCGCCGCCACCAAUUGUCUUACCUCAAGGAGCUUCCUUGACGGGCAAACCUGAAUCUAAUGCCAGCCCAGAAUACUUCAGGUGCACACUAAAUGUAAUCCCAAACAACAAUUCAUUACUGAAAAAAUCGAAGCUGCCCCUUGCCGUUGUUGUAAACCCAUAUCAAUGUCUCAGAGAUGAGGAUGAGCCAGUUCCUGUUGUCGAAGACACGCUCAUAUCCAGAUGUCGUCGUUGCCGAUCUUAUAUCAAUCCUUUAAUCACAUUUGUUGAUAGAAACACCAAAUGGAGAUGCAAUCUUUGUAAUCUAACAAACGAUGUUCCAUCAGGAUUUGAUUUUGACAAGGAUACCCAACAACGUGUUGAUAGAAUGGCCAGAGUCGAAUUGAACUAUAGCGUUGUGGAAUUUGUGGCUCCAAAGGAGUACAUGGUGCGCUUGCCACAGCCAUUGGUUUACCUAUUUGUUUUGGAUGUGAGUACUCAUGCCAUUCAAAAUGGCUACCUUGCCACCGUUGCCAGAACUAUUUUAGACUCACUUGAUCAAAUUCCAAACAAAGACGGACGUGCAAGAGUAGGUUUCAUUGGUGUGGACUCUUCUUUGCACUUUUUCACAAUUCCUCAAGAUUCAGAGGACGAGAAUGAUGCGCAAGAAACUUCAAUGUUAGUUGUUUCUGACUUGGAUGAUGUUAUAGUUCCUGCAGCAGAGAAUCUUCUGGCUCCCUUGCAGCAAUCUCGUCAGAAUAUUGAGAAUUUGCUCAACAAUUUUCACAGUUACUUUGAGAAUAAUGUCAACCCCAACUUUGCACUAGGUCCUGCACUUAAAGCUGGUCAUCGCUUGAUUAACAACAUCGGAGGAAAAAUGAUUGUAUUCACUUCCACUUUACCUAAUAAGGGAAUUGGAGCUCUUUCUAUCAGAGAUGAGGAAGCUCAUAGCGGCAAGGCCAAGGAAUCAAGUGCAUUACUGUCACCAAAUGACUCAUUUUAUAAGUCCUUCGCUGUUGAGUGUAAUAAGUCUCAAGUCACCGUGGAUAUGUUUUUAGCUUCUUCAUCAUACCAAGAUGUGGCCACUCUGUCCAACUUGCCUAGGUAUACAGCAGGUCAGACGCACUUUUAUCCUGCAUGGACCGCUGCCAGAGAGGAAGAUAUUACCAAACUUUCAAAGGAGAUAUCUAAUCAUCUGUCAAUGAACAUCAACUUGGAAGCUGUAUUAAGGGUUAGAGGAUCUGCAGGCUUGAGGAUGAAUGCUUUCUACGGAAACUUCUUCAACAGGUCUUCUGACUUGUGUUCUUUCCCUACUUUCCCAAGAGAUCAGUCCUAUUUGAUUGAGAUCAGCAUCGAUGAGCACAUCACUAAACCCUUGGCCGCUUUCCAAGCGGCCGUUUUGCACACUACAUCUUUUGGUGAAAGAAGAAUCCGUGUGAUGACUCUGGAGGUUCCUAUAGGAAAAGAACUGAAUCAGAUCUAUGCCAGUGCAGACCAACUGGCCAUCACAAACUACUUCACCCAUAAGGCUGUGGAGAAAGCUUUAUCGUCUUCAUUAAUUGAUGCUCGGGAAUACUUAAAUAGAUCUCUUCUUGAUAUUUUCCAAGUAUUCAAGAAAGAAUUAGUUGCAGGAAAUCUGGGUUCCAGCUCCCCUCUUCAAUUGUGCAACAACCUGAAAAUGUUGCCUUUGCUGUUGCACUCUUUAACAAAGUAUAUUGCUUUCCGUCCAGGUAAAGUGCCCAGUGAUCAUCGUGCUUAUGCUUUGAAUUUGUUGGCUUCAAGUCCAAUUCAAAGACUGAUUAAAUUUAUCUAUCCAACGAUUUAUUCGCUUCACGAUAUGGCUGAUGAAUGCGGAUUGCCUGAGGAGCUUGAAGAAACAUACGUGAAUGAGGCUGGAGAAGAGGUAACUGAACCCAUCGAUGGAGACAUUGUUCUACCUGAGCCUAUUAAUGACACAUCCACGUUGUUAGCUCCUUAUGGAUUAUAUCUGAUCGAUUCAGGCACCGACUUGUUCUUAUAUGUUGGAGGUGAAUCGGUUCCGCAAUUACUAUUAGAUGUAUUUGGUGUUGACAAUCCAGGUUACAUUAAAUAUGGAAAGAGUGAGCUACCAGAACUGAACAACGAGUUCAACGAACGUCUUAGAAAUGUUAUUAAUCGUGUUAGAGAAGGCAAAGAUAGGAUUACCUACCAGAACUUGCAAAUUGUCAUCGGUCAAAGUAAGCAAAGAACGGGCGUACCAGAUAGGAUUCAAGAGGACCUCACUCCGUUACGCUUAUGGUGUUUCAGCCAUCUUGUGGAGGACCGCGUUGGAGGCGGUACUGCUUACAGAGAGUACCUAAACCAAAUCCGUGAAAAACUGUCUUCUUAA
Messenger RNA from Komagataella phaffii GS115, 2883 nucleotides. RefSeq names its product Component of the Sec23p-Sec24p heterodimeric complex of the COPII vesicle coat. The record is from RefSeq and is a predicted model, not a curated record. The transcript has a single exon. Gene Ontology annotation, molecular function: zinc ion binding; SNARE binding. Lineage: Eukaryota; Fungi; Ascomycota; Pichiomycetes; Pichiales; Pichiaceae. Bases 1 to 2883 code for a protein of 960 amino acids. Gene Ontology annotation, biological process: endoplasmic reticulum to Golgi vesicle-mediated transport; COPII-coated vesicle cargo loading; intracellular protein transport. Gene Ontology annotation, cellular component: COPII vesicle coat; endoplasmic reticulum exit site.